Molecule: messenger RNA, 1178 nt
Organism: Nelumbo nucifera (sacred lotus)
Lineage: Eukaryota; Viridiplantae; Streptophyta; Magnoliopsida; Proteales; Nelumbonaceae
Product: multidrug resistance protein
Source: RefSeq, a predicted model, not a curated record
UCUCCAUAUUCGCCUUGGAAAAAGCAUACAACGACACCACUCACUCACCCAGAAAUCCCACAAACAUAGAGUGAGGAGUUUGCAAUUCUUCUAGCAUUGAUAGAAGUGGGUAUGUCUCUAAACGCACUGGUUCGUCUUCCCUUGUCAAAUUCGAGGAGCCAUGAAGAUCUGCUCGUCAAACAUUCUCUAUUCUCAACUGGGACUGGUAGAAAACAACAGCAUAGACAGCGCGUUUUAGUUGUUCAAGCAAAGGGGAAGAAAGGAAUGCUAGCUCGUCAGUUCCAACGACCUCCCCCUCCUUCCUUGCCCAAAAUCGAAGACGAUGGCAACCCCAAAUUUGUUAUCUUCAUUCGCAUGGCCAACGUUUAUCUUUGGUACCCGCUGAGUCUUAUAACUGGUGGGACAACUGCAAAAAUCAUGGUUGCAGCUAAAGAUAACUUUCUUGGAAAAUAUAUCUACAAGGAUACAAUAGCGAGAAAUCUUGCAGCUGUUAUUUACAGAGAUGAGAAGGAGAUACAGAAGACAGCAUUUAGGCAAUACCGAGUCUUGCGAUCAACUACAGACUUUAGAUAUGGCUACAAACUUGUUGAAAAUAGCAAUGUAAGAGCUGCUAUUUCUACUACAGACGUUAUUGAGCUUCCAAGAAAGGAGGAACUCAAAACUGUGCUUGACAAAGUGAAAGACUUUUUUGGGGACGCCAAAGAAUCAUUCGGGAAGUUAACAGCCUUAAAUCCAGCUACACCUGAGGAGCCGAUGGAAACUCCCAAAGAAAAAUCAAGGUGAAAGGCUGAGAAUGAAGGAGUACUUGUCAACAUGGUAUACUACAAUUAUUCCUUAGAGCUCAGAAAGCUUCAUUUGCUACCAUACUGGCAUGGAGCAAGGUUGUGGAUGCAUCUCGACAGCAUAAGAUUUUGUACACAGAUUCAGUUCACAAAACGCUUUCAGAUUUAUGUUUUUUUUCAACCUCUCAGUAAAGGAGAUAUGUUUAUUAGAUAUGAUUUGCUAAUUGUGAAUGGUUGCCAUCUUGCAUGUACUAACCAGCAUUCAGACUCAAGACGGUUGAUCUGGGAUCAAUGAACUCUCCGGGUCCCAGAUUAUUUUUUAUGGUUUUGGUAUCUGAAUGCUGAAUUGCUGAUCGGCCAAUUUAACUGUCAAGGAGCUUUCCUGUUUUACAUCCA